AUGGCUGAAUUAAGUGCAGCGCAGCUUUUAGCUAACGUAGCAGACGCUACUCAAGGCGAUAUUUAUUACACAACCCAGUUCAAAGCAGCCGAGACUGGUGUUUCUGCUGCGCUGCAAGCGUUGCAAACGUUGCGAGUGGAUCAAGAAUCGACUAUAGCACGUCGUUGCACGCAAUUGUUGAACGGAUCAGACCCAUUUGCAGCAGUGGUAGAGGGCCAAACGGACGGCAAACUUGCAAGUGUUUUCACAGAUGAAAUAACACUGGUGCGCAGUGUGCCUCACUUACAGGCGUUGCAAAACACGCCUGUAGUGGUCACAGUGGAGCUGGGCACAGGUGAGUAUGCGGCUGUGCCGCUGGUCAAGGAACUGGCUUUCGCAACACUGGUGUCGACGUCCAGCACGUCUCUGGCACGCCAUGCAGUGGCAGCGGCGCAGAGCGCCGCUGCACAGCAGAAGCUGGUGUUCCACUUCGUGGACCUCAACGCCAAAGACAUGGACGGAAAGCUCUCUGCACAGCUCGCAGAGGCCACAGAGGCCUUAGAACUCACAAACCUAGCCCCGUUCACAUACCACAGCUCAGCCAAAUCGCCAUCAACGCUUGUGGUCAACCUCUCGCCCUACGCUCACGCUUUUGCAGAAAACCUGCCUGCACAAGCAGCGUUGCUCGACAUUCACGUGUACAGACCCUGGUCUUCCGAACAGUUCUUCCAACAAGUGCCCGAAUCGGUCCAAAAAAUCGUCAUUGUGCAACGUACUAACGGCAAUUUGACGGCCAGCGGGUUCGAGCCCGUGCUGUUGGACUUCUUCGCAGAUUUCAACACGCUAGUUGCAAGAGGCGUGGACCAAUUACUGGUGACCAACGUUGGCGAACUUGGCGCUCAAGAACUCACCACCACGCUCCAACAAGUCGUCGACAACGCCCGUGCCGAGUCCCCAGACACCACUUUAUUUAUUGGACGUCCUUCUUCCACUUUACAGGACACCGUUCAAUUACAAUCUGCCAUCAAAGGCGUCUUCUCUUUGGAAGAUGCGUAUUUAAAGGUUCUACGGCAGCUGUUUGACUCGAACCUCCAGAUCUUGAAUCAAUUUCAAGACCCCGACGUCAAUGCCACCAGCCCAGAGUACGGGUUUGGACUGGCCACCAACCAGAACCGUGAAAGACAACGUUUGUGUGCAUUGGUAGAAGAAUCUCUCGAAGCCAGUGCGUACCCGUCCCCAGAUGCGAGCCGCAUUGUGGAGCUUUUGGCCAAAUGGCUUCGCUUGAACGAUAACGAACGCUCCCGGGGCGAAGUUUCCCUCGAAGACGCCAACAAGAUCGCUGCAGACGUGUUUGAGCUUCUUCAGCUCAACCAGGAUUCCAGCGUGGCUCUCAAAAUCUUGAAAUUGGCCCCCACGGUCGAAAAGUUCAAAUUCGCGUCGAAAUGGCUCAUUGGAUCCGACGCUUGGUCCUAUGAUUUGGGAAACUCCGGUGUCCAUCAUGUUCUGUCGUCCAAAUUAGACGUCAACAUGCUAAUUAUCGACUCCGAGCCCUACGAACACGUUAAAAACUCCCAAUCCAAACUCAGGAAAAAAGAUGUUGGCCUGUAUGCCUUGAAUUUCGGAACUGCCUACGUUGCGUCCGUGGCCGUUUACUCGUCGUACACCCAGCUUCUCACUGCGUUCAUCGAAGCUGCCAAGUUCCCAGGUCCUUCAAUUGUCUUGGCUUAUUUGCCAUACUCUUCUGAAAGAGACACUCCUUUGGAUAUCCUGAAGCAAACCAAGAUUGGCGUUGAGUCUGGAUACUGGCCACUUUACCGUUACAACCCUCAAGACCAAAACCCAGAUAACGCUUUCAAGUUGGAAUCGUCGGUCAUUAGAAGACAACUUCAAGAUUUCCUCGACAGAGAAAACAAGCUCACUCUUCUCACUCGCAAAAGCCCAGAACUUGCAAGAAAUUUGAAACAAGGCGCUAGCGGCGAAAUCGAAGCCAAGCAACUCAGAAGGGCUAACGCGGCAUACGAUCAACUGCUGGAAGGGCUGUCUGGUCCUCCUCUACACAUUUACUACGCUUCGGAUGGUGGGAACGCUACCAAUUUGGCCAAAAGAUUGGGCAGUAGAGCCACCAGCAGAGGGCUAAAAGCUACAGUAUUGUCUAUGGAUAAUUUGGAUUUCGAAACCUUUGCAGACGAGGAAAAUGUCGUCUUCAUUACCUCCACUGCCGGUCAAGGUGAGUUUCCACAAGACGGAAAGGCCUUCUGGGAUCAACUCAAGGCUUCUCUCGACCUUGAUUUGGUAUCUUUGAACUUUUCCGUCUUCGGGCUAGGUGACUCGUUGUACUGGCCUCGUAAAGAAGAUAAGCACUAUUACAACAAGCCCGCCAAAGAUUUGUUUAAAAAAUUGGAACUUUUAUCCGCUAAGCCAUUAGCCUCGUUGGGCUUAGGUGACGACCAAGAUGCUGACGGUUACCAAACUGGUUACAGUGAAUGGGAGCCCCAACUUUGGGAAUCGCUAGGCGUGUCUGGUGCUGCUGUGUUGGACGAACCCAAACCUAUUACCAACGAAGAUAUCAAGAUUGAGUCCAACUUCUUGCGAGGCACUAUCACUGAGGCUUUGAAUGACAAUUCCACUGGUGCCAUUUCGGCUUCUGACCAACAAGUGACCAAAUUCCAUGGUAUUUACAUGCAAGAUGACCGCGAUAUCAGAGACACCCGCAAGGCCCAAGGUUUGGAACCUUACUACAUUUUCAUGAGCAGAGUCAGACUACCCGGUGGUAAAGCUUCUCCAGAGCAAUGGUUAGUUCUCGACAAGUUGGCCGACAAGACAGGUAACGGUACUAUUAAGAUUACCACAAGAGCCACAUUCCAAUUACAUGGUGUGGUUAAAAGCAACUUGAAACAUACUAUUAGAGCCAUGAACUCUACUUUGAUGGAUACUUUGGCGGCAUGCGGUGACGUGAACAGAAAUGUGAUGGUCUCUGCCUUGCCUGCCAAUGCCAAAGUUCACAAACAAGCUUCUGACAUCGCAUCCAGAAUCUCCGAGUAUCUUCUUCCACAAACGACCGCGUACCAUGAAAUUUGGCUAGAAGGAGCCGACAAGAAUGAUGAAAACCCCAACUGGCCGUCGAUCUUCGAGAACAGAAAGGAAGGUCCUAACAAGAAGAAAACUUUGGUAAGCGGGAAUGCUCUGGUUGACGUCGAGCCCAUGUACGGCCCCACUUACUUGCCCAGAAAGUUCAAAAUCAAUAUGACCGUUCCUCCCUUCAACGACGUUGACGUGUGGUCGAUCGAUGUUGGUUUGAUUGCCAUCGUUGACCAAGAAUCUCAAAUAAUAAAGGGUUUCAAUCUGUAUGUUGGUGGUGGUAUGGGUUGUACGCACAACAACAAGAAAACCUAUCCAAGAACUGGUUCUUCGUUGGGUUUCGUUAGUGCUGAAGAUGUUCACAUUGCCAUUGAGAAAGUCUUGCUUGUUCAGAGAGACAACGGUGAUCGUGAAAAUCGUAAGCAUGCCCGUUUAAAGUACACUGUUGAUGAUUUGGGCGUCGACGUGUACAGACAGAAGGUAGAAGAAAUAUGGGGCAAGAAGUUUGGUCCAGAGCAACCUUACGAGAUAAAGUCCAAUAUCGAUUACUUCGGAUGGGUCAAAGAUGAAACUGGCAAGAACCAUUUCACAAUCUUCAUUGAGAACGGUAGAGUUGAGAACAGUCCCGACUUGCCUCAAAAGACAGGGUUGAAGAAAGUCGCUGAGUACAUGCAGGAGACUGGUAGUGGACAUUUCCGCUUGACCGGUAACCAGCACGUAGUGAUUAGCGACAUCACUGACGAGCACUUAGCCCACGUCAAGUCUCUACUGAAAAAGUACAAACUCGACAACACCAACUUCAGUGGACUAAGACUUUCGUCGGCCGCUUGUGUGGCGCUGCCAACCUGCGGUUUGGCCAUGGCUGAAUCUGAGCGGUACUUGCCUGUGCUCAUCACCAAGUUGGAAGACAUUUUGGAACAGUAUGGGUUGCGUCACGACUCGAUUGUCAUGAGAAUGACUGGGUGUCCUAACGGAUGUUCUCGUCCAUGGUUGGCUGAAAUCGCCUGCGUUGGUAAAGCACCAGGUACAUACAAUUUGAUGCUGGGCGGUGGCUACUACGGACAAAGACUAAACAAGUUAUACAGGGCCUCCGUCAAAGAGGAUGAGAUCAUCGCGAUUUUGAAGCCAAUGUUCAAAAACUGGUCUUUGCAUAGACAAGAAGGCGAGCAUUUCGGUGAUUUCCUCGUAAGAACUGGCGUCAUCAAACCAACAUUGGAAGGUAGAUACUUCCACGAUGACAUUCCCCAAGAGGCAUUGUAA
Messenger RNA from Lachancea meyersii CBS 8951, 4317 nucleotides. NCBI's taxonomy places the organism in Eukaryota, Fungi, Ascomycota, Saccharomycetes, Saccharomycetales, Saccharomycetaceae. The record is from the annotation of a GenBank genome assembly.